Pelmatolapia mariae (spotted tilapia) is the source of this 1171-nucleotide messenger RNA. RefSeq names its product TraB domain containing (gene trabd). Lineage: Eukaryota; Metazoa; Chordata; Actinopteri; Cichliformes; Cichlidae. The transcript is spliced from 10 exons. The coding region runs from base 77 to 1156 and encodes 359 amino acids. The record is from RefSeq and is a predicted model, not a curated record.
GCAGCCGGACACUGUGCUGCUGUACUAGCGGAGAGCACUCUGGCAGAAGGGCCGACUUACUCCCAGGGCUGCAAGCAUGGACCAAGAAAACAACUCGGAGGACGAUUCAGUCGGCCCUUCGGGGGACGGAAUGCAGUGUCUACCUCCAGAUCUUUCGGAUGGUGAAGCAAUGGAGUUGCUUUGGCAGUUGCGAGCCCAGCGCCGCCAGUCGUCUCCUGAACUCCCAGAGACAGUGUCUCGUCUUACUGCACCUGAUGGAAGCAUCUUAUACCUGGUGGGCACUGCCCAUUUCAGUGAUAGCAGCAAAAAGGACGUAGCCACGACGAUCCGAGCUGUGCAGCCAGACGUGGUCGUGGUGGAGCUGUGCCAGUAUAGGGUAUCGAUGUUGAAGAUGGACGAGAAUACGCUGUUAAAGGAAGCCAAAGACAUCAAUCUGGAUAAGGUUCAGCAGGCUAUCAAACAGAAUGGGCUGAUGUCGGGUCUGAUGCAGAUUCUGCUGCUCAAAGUUUCAGCUCACAUCACAGAGCAAUUGGGCAUGGCGCCUGGAGGAGAGUUUAGGGAGGCCUUCAAAGAGGCUGGCCGGGUACCUUUUUGUAAAUUUCAUCUCGGGGAUCGGCCAAUUCCUGUGACGUUCAAGAGAGCCAUUGCUGCUCUCAGUCUCUGGCAGAAGGCCCGUCUGGCCUGGGGUCUGUGCUUUCUGUCAGACCCAAUCAGUAAAGAGGAUGUGGAGAAGUGCAAACAGAAGGACCUGCUUGAGCAAACUAUGUCAGAGAUGAUUGGAGAGUUUCCUGCUCUUCACAAAACCAUUGUGGCUGAAAGAGACAUCUACCUCACACACACUCUCCGACAGGCUACACGCUGUGUGGAGUCCCCCCCUAAUGCCCAGAAAGUGCCUGCUGUGGUGGUGGGAGUCGUAGGGAUGGGUCACGUCCCUGGCAUAGAACGAAACUGGGACAAGCAGCUUAAUAUUAAUGAAAUCAUGAGUGUCGCACCUCCCUCACGCGUUGGCUGGGUGUUGUGCGCUGUCAUAAAGGGCGUCAUGAUGGGAAUGCUGGGAUAUGCCUGUUAUCGUGUCGGUGGAAGUUUAGGUAGAGCCCUGCUGUCUUUACCUCCAGUCCGAUCUUUACUGGAGACACUGCGGCCUCUUCCUGCUUGACCCAACUGGUCUUCU